Podarcis raffonei (Aeolian wall lizard) is the source of this 3191-nucleotide messenger RNA. RefSeq names its product mutL homolog 1 (gene MLH1). Gene Ontology annotation, biological process: mismatch repair. The record is from RefSeq and is a predicted model, not a curated record. The coding region runs from base 231 to 2480 and encodes 749 amino acids. The transcript is spliced from 19 exons. NCBI's taxonomy places the organism in Eukaryota, Metazoa, Chordata, Lepidosauria, Squamata, Lacertidae. Gene Ontology annotation, cellular component: MutLalpha complex. Gene Ontology annotation, molecular function: ATP-dependent DNA damage sensor activity; ATP binding; ATP hydrolysis activity.
AAGCUUCGCGCGAGGCGGUUGAGGCGCGAGUUUGGCGGUUGGGGCGUCCGUUGCUCUGAGGGAGCGCGCGCCUCCGCACGGCUUUCUCCGGAGCUUCUCGGCAAGGGCGGCCCCUUCCUUUCUCCCAUCCCACAACCCCGGGACGGCCGCCCGCCGUGUCCCCUUCGCCGUCGUUUCCCCGGCGGCCCCCGAGACCCUUCGCCACAGCCGCCGCCGCCGGCCGCCCCCUCAUGGCCUUGAUGGCGGGUGUGAUCCGCCGCCUGGACGAGGCUGUGGUGAACCGCAUCGCGGCUGGAGAAGUCAUCCAGAGACCCGCCAACGCCAUCAAGGAGAUGGUGGAGAACUGUUUGGAUGCCAAAGCUACCAGCAUCCAGGUAACAGUGAAGGAUGGCGGUUUGAAACUAAUUCAAAUCCAAGAUAAUGGUUGUGGAAUUAGGAGAGAAGACUUGGAUAUUGUGUGUGAGAGAUUCACCACAAGUAAACUACAGACUUUUGAGGACCUAGCCAGUAUUUCUACAUACGGGUUUAGAGGCGAGGCGCUGGCAAGUAUAAGUCACGUUGCCCACGUUACUAUAACAACUAAAACAGCUGAUGCAAAGUGUGCCUACAGGGCAAACUAUUCUGAUGGAAAAUUGAAGGCUGCCCCCAAACCUUGUGCUGGAAACCAGGGAACUCAAAUCACAGUUGAGGAUCUAUUUUACAAUGUAACCACUAGGAGAAAAGCUUUAAACAAACCUAGUGAAGAAUAUGCAAAAAUUCUGGAAGUUGUUAGCAGGUAUGCUAUUCACAACUCUGGCAUCAGUUUUUCAGUUAAAAAGCAAGGUGAUACAGUAGCAGAUGUUAGAACACUGUUGAAUGCUACAACCGUUGACAAUAUCCGCUCCGUCUUUGGAAAUGCUGUUAGCAGAGAGUUGAUUGAAGUGGGCUGUGAAGAUGCAACAUUGGCUUUUAAAAUGAAGGGUUACGUGACCAAUGCAAACUAUUCAGUAAAGAAAUGCAUCUUCUUGCUUUUCAUAAACCAUCGCUUGGUUGAGUCAAAUGCUUUGCGAAAAGCAAUAGAAACUGUAUAUGCGGCUUAUUUACCUAAAAAUACACAUCCAUUUUUAUACAUAAGCCUAGAAAUAAACCCUCAGAACGUAGAUGUGAAUGUGCAUCCCACAAAGCAUGAAGUUCAUUUCCUUCAUGAAGACAGCAUCUUGGAGAGUGUACAGCAACACAUAGAGAGCAAAUUGUUAGGCUCUAACUCAUCAAGGGUAUAUUUUACACAGACAUUGCUGCCAGGUGUUACUGCCUCUUCCACCGAUGUUGUUAAAUCAGCAAGUUCUUCAACUAAUCAAGGGGGAGACAAGGUCUGUGCCCGUCAGAUGGUCCGCACUGAUUCCCGGGAACAGAAACUGGAUGCUUUUCUUCAGCCAGCAAAUAAACCUAGGCCGUCUGAACUUUCUGUAGUGACAUCCCAGGAUAACAACAACAAGCAAAGUUGCAAGGGAACUGGACUACAAGAUGCUGAGAUGAAAGACUGCAGUGACUUGAAUUCAAGAGAUCUAAGAGUAGAAGCUGUGGAGAUUGCAGAAGAGUCAACAGAAAGCCAACCAGCACCUCUUGAAGCUCUACCUGCUAGAAAGAGGCAGCGAACAAAAUGUGAUGUGGAAAUGGAAGAACAGCAAAAACAGGAAAUGACUGCUGCCUGCGUUCCAAGAAGGAGAAUUGUGAACCUAACUAGCAUAGCAACCCUUCAAGAGGAAAUCAGUAAUCGGGCACAUGCAAAUCUUCAAGAGAUGAUACGUGAUCAUUCCUUUGUUGGAUGUGUUAACCCUCAGUGGGCAUUGGUGCAGUAUCAGACAAAACUGUAUCUGCUCAGUACCACAAAACUCAGUCAAGAAAUGUUCUAUCAGAUCCUUAUCUAUGACUUUGGAAACUUCGGCGUUUUAAGAUUGUCUGAACCAGCUCCACUCUAUGAUCUAGCUAUGCUAGCCUUGGAGAAUGAUGAAAGUGGUUGGACAGAAGAUGAUGGUCCAAAGGAAGGCCUCGCUGAAUACAUUGUUGACUUUCUAACGAAGAAGAGUGCCAUGUUGAAAGACUAUUUCUCUCUUGAAAUUGAUGAAAUGGGAAAUCUUACAGGACUACCACUCCUGAUAGAUAAUUACGUCCCUCCACUGGAAGGGCUGCCUAUGUUUGUCCUUCGUUUGGCCACAGAGGUAAACUGGGAUGAAGAAAAGGAAUGUUUUGAUACCUUGAGUAAAGAAUGUGCCAUGUUCUACUCCAUUAGAAAACAGUAUAUAAUGGAAGACUCUGAUCUUACUACUCAACAGGCUGAAGACUCUGGAGCUGGUAAGAGAUCAUGGAAAUGGACAGUGGAACAUGUCCUUUAUAAAGUUCUUCGGACAUACCUUUUGCCUCCUAAAAACUUCACAGAAGAUGGCAGCGUUUUGCAGCUUGCUAAUUUACCAGACUUGUACAAAGUGUUUGAAAGAUGCUGAUCACAGACAUAUGUAGAUCAGUACCUAUUACACAGCUUUCCCUGCAGUGGUGCUGUUAUCACUGAGAAUUGUAGAAGUGACUGAAUUGCAGACCAGGAGUGUUCAGCUUUACAAGAUGCCAGAAUAUGCAACUUUUGUACAGGAUGACUAGCAAAUACCAAAGCUUCCACCUGUGGCUGAAAAGUGGACAAGGUAGCCAGUUCAGAGUUCAGUAGACAAAGGUAUGGAGCCCUCUUCACUUUAUCUUAUGAACUAAUAAUGAAUUAGGUAGGUCGAUUUGGGGAUGGAUUGGAUAAAUAUAAAAAUCUGACAGCAGUAUCCUUAAAUGCUAGUCAUCCAGGACUAGAAAAGGUUACCAUAUUAAAAUUGAGGAACUACCAACUUUGCUUCUGAAUGCAAGAAACAAGGUUGAGUUGGCAGGAAAUGCUCAAAGCACCUACCUGUAUAAGGGCUAGAUAACAGCAGACUAAUAUUUCUGUAACAAGCCCUAGACAUUUGGCAAAUCUGCAACUGUUGCUUGAACACACACACAGCCUCUUAUAAAAAGGUUAGCCACAUCCACGGUCAGUUGCAAAGUAAAGUAGCUAACCUGUAUUACAAUUUCAUAAUGUAGUGAAGCUGUUUGUGUCACACAUUUGUUUUUAAGUUAACAUUGCAAAUGCUUAACACAAUGAAAAGUUGCUAACUAAAGUAAAAACAUACCCAGACACA